UUGUGUAGCCUACCUCACUCUGCUCUGCGCAUCAUUGAAGGGGAGUUUGGCCGCUGCUUUCCUCGGUCAGUCUCACCGCCUGGCUGGUUAAUAACAACACUUCCGCACCUGGGUUACUCCAUCUCUUGUUUUAGCGUGUGUGUCCGACACCAGUCGUUGAAGACGAACGCCUCGCCCCCACCACCCCGCGUUAGAUGAAACGCAGGUGGUUACCAGGCGCGUUUAUCUUCUCAUAAUUGGGAAACAACGCACAGAGAGGGGAAACGUUGGAGGACUAAAACACAGCCAGCCGUGAUUCUCGGGCGCACCGCACCGUGCAUCAUGAGGCUACAGCCACCGACAACAAGGGAGGACCUGGCAUAGGCAUCUCUGGCUAGAUGAAGUGGUUCAGCCAUGCAAUGUUCCUGGAAGUCAGUGAUUCUGCUGGCCUUGGCCUCUAUAGCCAUCCAGUACACAGCCAUACGGACACUCACCUCCAAGCCUUUCCAGCUGUGCCCGUUGCCCAACCCUCAGAACUGUGGUCUCGGGGCUCAGGAGACAGAUCCUUCCUUUGAGCGGGGAACAGCAGGUGGGGCAGGCUGUGAUGACUACCCUUACUUUUCUAUCAAUACCACUCGUAAACUUCACAUACUGGUCUUAGCCACCACACGCAGUGGCUCCUCCUUUGUUGGCCAGCUGCUGAACCAGCACCAGGAGAUAUUUUACCUGUUUGAACCUCUGUAUCAUGUUUAUGCCACGUUGGUCCCACGUCAGUCACACACCCGUAACCCUACAGACCGCCGUGUGACGUUAGGUGCCAGUCGAGAUCUCUUGCGCAGCCUGUAUGGUUGUGAUCUGUAUUUCCUAGAGAAUUAUAUAAAACCGACGCCCACAAACCACACUACGGACAAACUGUUCCGUCGUGGUGCCAGCCGGGCGUUGUGCCAGCAACCUGCCUGUGAUGCCUUUGGUCCAGGGGAUGUUAAUGUGGAAGAAGGAGACUGUGUGAAGAAAUGCUCAACGUUAAACAUGACUUUAGCAACAGAGGCAUGUCAUGAAAAGAAGCAUGUAGCGAUCAAAGUUGUGCGGGUGCCCGAAAUUGGAGAUCUGCGGGCUCUGGUUGAAGACCCCCGUCUGAAUAUCAAAGUCAUUCAGCUUGUGAGAGACCCGCGUGGUAUCCUGUCAUCGCGGAUCGAGACAUUCAGGGACCCAUACCGUUUGUGGCGGAUUUGGAGGGCCACAGGGAGGAGGCCCUAUAAUCUAGAUUUGAAUCAGCUCACAGUUAUCUGUGAGGACUUCUUUGGUUCAGUUUCAACUGGUCUUAGUCAUCCCCACUGGCUGAAAGGGAAAUACAUGUUGGUUCGAUAUGAGGAUUUGGCUCGAAAUCCACUUCUAAAGACUCAGGAGAUCUAUUACUUUCUUGGGCUGCAUAUGGAUAAAAAUGUGAAACACUGGAUACGUGCAAAUACUCGAGGAAGCAAUGAACCUUCGGCAAAACACAAGUUUGGAACCGUGAGGGACUCGGCAGCCAACGCAGAGAGUUGGCGUUUGAAACUGUCUUACGACAUUGUAGAAUUCACACAAACCAUGUGUCAAAAAGUACUGAAGCAGCUGGGAUACAAGGCUGUUAAAUCAGUAGAGGAACUCAAAAAUUUGUCCUUCUCUCUAGUACAGGACAAAACCUUUGUACCUUUUUUGUAACAAAGAUAAUUCUCUAAUAACUAUUUUUGAUAUAUUUAUAUUGUUGCCUUAUAAGUUCCUCAGUUUGUUUCAUUUCUGAUGUGAUUUUGUUCCAUGAAAUUUGCACUAAAUCUUAAAGAUGUUUGAAUGCACCAAGGUAGUAUUGUUAAGUCCCCAGUGAUACACAACCACACAUUUUAAACUCAUCGAACAAGCUACUUUGCAAAAUUCUAAAUACUUUUUUCACCACUGGAAUAAUUUCAGGCACUGCCUCCAUUACUUUCCUAUAUGAAAAAAAUUCAAUUUGAGCAAAAGUGUAACAUUUGUACGUUGAACACAUGGGAAUCAGGAAGGACUCCGUAAGGCAUACAAGUUUCUUUUAAGACCUGUUAUGGCAAACUUUACCUGUACAAGCUCUACUGUGCAAUAAAUAGUGAAUAGUGUCGCAGUCAACCUUUAUCACUGUGGCAUUUUUAUCCAUGUCGGAGCAGGAGUGAUACCUCUGACAGAUGCCAUGCUUGCAAAGGAUAAUUGUAGACAAUUAAUAGGCUCUCAAGUGAAAGGGACCGAAUCCCAUUGGAGGUCACUAACAUCUCAUCAGAUGGAUUUUACAUCCAUCUGUGAUAGACAAACACAAAUGGGAGGUAAUUCUAAAAUGAUAGAAUGCAUGCUUUUAACACGAUUAUAACAUUAAAGAUGAAUGUAGACAAUAAAUCUUCUAAUACAAGUAGAAUUUUAAGAAUAUAAUAAAGAGCCAUUGAUUAGUUUUAUUGUAUUUAUAAUUUUGUUAAAUCUAAUUAACAUCUUUUUUCUGCCAGUGAUUACAGUAUUUGUAAGUCUAAUAUCUGUUUGUGGGUUUAGCUACUCAGUGGAAAACUAUUUAAUUUCCUUUUUUUAUGUCACAUUAUUAGCAGGGGUUACAUAACAACUGAUACAGCAGAGCAAAUAGACCAUAUGCAUUAUUUUUCAACCAAAAAGCACAGCUAUUUUGACACUAUGUUGCUUUUGUGUUUAUCUCACAGAUAAAAGAUUCAAACCUCUGAGAGACAGGUCUUUGUAGAGCAGGUUGCACAGCACAUUCAAGUAUUUCUAGGAUGUGUGCUUAACUAACACUGUAUAACACAGCCACCUUUCCAAAGAUACAUCUACAUUAGAUCAUGCACAAAGAGUAUUACUCUGAUGGCUGUCCAUAAUCUGGGACAAAUCCUUUGAUCAUUAGUGCAGCUGGUAUGCUGUUUUAACCAAGCCGUGUUAAUGGAUGAAUUUCAAGGCUGAAAUACAGGACACGUCAGUUAUAUAAAUGAAUGUGUCAGUCUUUCCUCCAGCUUGUUGAGAUAAUACUAAACAUUCGCGACAGUAGCCUAAGCAUUUGGAAAAUUUAAGGUAAAUUCUAAAUGUUUCUGAAGAAAAACAAACACCAAAUUCCAGCUUUAACUGCAUUCCUAAACUCAAGAACAAAAAUGGAUAAAAUAGUUGGCUCAGGGGUUUCAUUUAAAUUAAAAUAUAGUGUAAGCUGCUGGGUGUUGAUGGAGUCUGCUGUCGUUAUUGCUGCAAAAUAUACAGUUCGUUUCUCCAACUGGCAAAAGUCUCUGUGCUUGGUUGCACAGUAAAUUUGCAUUUUAAGUCAUGUUAUUUUAGCAGUGGCUUGUUUGGGAAAUUGCUUUACCAGUUAGCGGUCAUUUCAUGCUGCACAUUGUACUUCAUAAUCUACUGUAGAGGCUUAAAAUCUAUGGUGGUUCACACUGCAUUGCACAGAAGCUGGCAAGAAUACGAGCACAAUGUAUGAAGCUACACCUGUAAAAUGUAAAAUAAAGACAUUUUAGUGUGAUAUUGGUGAAGGAUUGCAUAAUUAGAAACUUUGAUGUGUAUAUGCUACGCAGAAAAAGAAAGCAGGUUAUUUUAGGGCAGGAGCAGAAUUAAUUGAUUGUCAGGUUUUUUUGGCAUUUUUUCAGAAUGCCAGUGAUACUUGCAUGUUUCUGAAAGGUAGAAAAGCUAUUUUAGCAUUAAUUAGACGUUUAAAAAAUACCUUUGUAGAAAACUAACAUUCAAUUCAACACCAAAAAAGACAUUUUAACCUUUUUUUGCUUUUAAAAGCUUAUGUUUAGAGUCAUGCAUUGUGCAACGUUCCAGUCCAGAUGUCUAUUUAUUUGCACACAAUGACACUUGUUUACCCAGAAGAUAUAAACUCUGUAAAUGGAGCAUCACACGCCCAAGCUCAUCAGUAUUGGUGACCGGAUGUCCAUUGAGAUGCAGAGCACAAACCUUUGAUCCUCCUCUGUUCUGAGACUGGAGGCAAACUCUCCCUCUUUCUCUCUUCCUGCGGAUUCUCUGCCAUCUAUUUCUUUCUUUCCGGCUUUUUUUACAGACAUCUUAGGGGAUUGUUCCUGUGCUUCAGUGCUCUCUCUGUGUUGUUUUAAACUUUACCUUGGAAGUUUCAGAAUUUGUUUGUAAUAGUUUUAAUUUCAUACUUAAAAAGAGGAUGCAGAGAUGAAAAAUUGUGUACUUUUCUUUUAAGCAGUAGGGGAAUGUACUGACAAUGAUGGAAACAAUCUUUUCAUCAGGGAGUAAGAUAAGUGGACUAAUAAAAGUGCUAAUUUUCUACAAACAUUUAGCUCUAGUUUGCUUUCAUGCACUCAUUAAUGUUUCACCGUUUUCUAACCUAUCAAGGAUUUUAGCAUUAAUUUUCACUCAAAACAAGUUCUAAUUUUGUAUUUGGUUUGACAUAAAUUGGAUUAUCCACCUACUUAUUGACAACAAUAAACAGAAAAAAACACAUUUACAAUAGCUCCUAAAUUACAAAAAUAAAUAAAUAAAAACAUUUGCACAGUUUUAAACAAUUUGUAGUGUCAACUACUGAGUGUUUAAACUGAUUUAAAAAUGCAUAGGCAAAAUUUAAUUUUUGGAAGCUCUUUUUAUGCAUUCAUUUGCACGAUUACCUGUGCUUAAUAUAGAUUAAAGUAAACUGACAUCAUUGGAGAAGCAAUAUAAAGAUGAACAGGUAAAAGUUAGAUGUUAACAGUUAAAUCGCAGAGCUGCUUUCCUGCACAUGGCUGACCUCCACACACACACGGUCUGCAGCACGCUUCCAAUGUGCUGGUGUGUUUUUGCGUCUCAGAGCUUUUACUGAACCCUCACGUUGUUUUUUGUAUCCCAGGGCUGAACAUAUGGUUCACAUGCUACUGGGAAAAAUGACAGAAAAUCCCUUUUUCUCCCUCAAUGUUUUAUUCUUCUCCCCCCUUAAUGUGACUACAAUAAUUUGACCCCGUGACUGCACAGCAGAGCAGAGACAUAUCUGCUUCUCUGCACCCAGUGUUUUCUAAACUGCUUUCAGAAAACAUCCUUGUCUGGUUAUUACAUACAAGUGAAGCAAGAUAAUAUUAAGUGCGCAGAAGUUGCUGUUAGUGAUGAUGUUAACCUUUGGUGUUUUCCAAUGAAAUUCUGCUGCCUACGCAUUUUUUUCUUUUGUCUGUGUAUGUCUGUGAGUGUGUCUGUGUGACUUGUUUUGUGGGGUCACUUAGCAGGAAACAGUCUUGGUGCAAAGUAAAAAGAUCACUGGACUGCACAAAUCAGCCAAAUGGGGCUGCCUACACAUGUCACUGUUGCUGAGGCAGAUGUACAUUUUUGUGCUAGGACAAGUACACAUCAACCCUGGAAUAUCAACAGAUCACCUUUCUGUAAAUUAUUGUUGAUGGUUUUCAACUCUGCUCAUGAACAGCCCUAGAUGCAGUUUGCAAAUGUGACUGCUCAAUUUUUCAUUUUUAACGUUAGGACUGACUUAAGCAGAGCCAUGGAAAGUAUUCAUUUAAAAAAUCAUAGGAACUUUUUAUUCAGCUUUUCUGCACAGGCUGUCAACCAAGCUCUGGUUUGAUUGCUGGUGAAAUGACAGUGGGGGGUUGGCAAGCAGGGCUUUGCUAAAAAUGAUACAAGCAGUUUAAUUAAACCUGUCAGCAGGUCAGCGCAAUAGAGGCAUAGCAACCAGGUCAUUAUGUAGUAAGAGAUCCAGAACACCAUUUUGGGUAUAAUGGGCUGCACUACUUUUGAAUAAAACAAAAGAGGAAGAAAAAAUACUUCCUGUAGUAAUCAAACUGGAACCACUAGUCCUGUUGAUAAAAAAAAAAUAUUUAAAUUUAUCUAAAAUGCUAUCAUAAAAUAGCCCUUUUAAAAUGAGCUAACUUUAACUCAAAGAUUAUUUGGAUUUUGUCAGUGUGUUGUUUCUGGACACAUUUAAUGUUGCACGAAGCAUGCUCUUGGAAGUAUUUCAAAGCCUGAAGAUGCUAUAAAGUAUCGUUUCUUGUAAUAUAUUCAUUGAAUAAAUACUUUUUGUGCUAACCUAUUUUUUCAUACUAAAGGUUUAAUAAAUGAAAGCAGUGA
Molecule: messenger RNA, 6030 nt
Organism: Girardinichthys multiradiatus
Lineage: Eukaryota; Metazoa; Chordata; Actinopteri; Cyprinodontiformes; Goodeidae
Gene: chst1
Product: carbohydrate (keratan sulfate Gal-6) sulfotransferase 1
Exons: 2
Coding region: 394-1680 (428 amino acids)
Biological process (GO): N-acetylglucosamine metabolic process; carbohydrate metabolic process; keratan sulfate proteoglycan metabolic process
Cellular component (GO): Golgi membrane
Molecular function (GO): keratan sulfotransferase activity; N-acetylglucosamine 6-O-sulfotransferase activity
Source: RefSeq, a predicted model, not a curated record